AUGUUGUACUUUUUCAAGACAAUGUUGUACUUUUUCAAGACAAUGUUGUACUUUUUCAAGACAAUGUUGUAUAAAUUCAGUACAAUAUUGUACUUUUUCAGAACAAUGUUGUAUAAAUUCAGUACAAUAUUGUACUUUUUCAGAACAAUGUUGUAUAAAUUCAGUACAAUGUCUCUCAAAUUUGAGUACAGCUGUACUUUUUCAGAACAAGUCUUGUACUUUUUCAAGACAAUGUUGUACUUUUUCAAGACAAUGUUGUACUUUUUCAAGACAAUGUUGUACUUUUUCAAGACAAUGUUGUACUUUUUCAAGACAAUGUUGUACUUUUUCAAGACAAUAUUAUAUUGUUUCAGAACAAAGACGGUUAAGACACAAACGAAUGUCCGACGUACCACCAACCGAGUCCAUAUCCCAACCAGAAGAACCGACAGCCCCAGCACCACAACAGACUAA
This is a messenger RNA of Trichomonas vaginalis G3, 453 nucleotides long. Its product is annotated as heavy chain-related family. The transcript has a single exon. Lineage: Eukaryota; Parabasalia; Trichomonadida; Trichomonadidae. The record is from RefSeq and is a predicted model, not a curated record. Bases 1 to 453 code for a protein of 150 amino acids.